AUGUCUACUCCGUCGCUCCCUACCGACGUCCACACCUCCGACCGAUCCCAUCAGGGUGUAUGUGCCCGUGUUAGCAUCGGUCAAGUUCUUCUUUCUGUUCGAUGCAAGGAUGGUAAUAGUCAGCAUGCCCAUGAGGCACUUUGUCGUGCUAAGUUCAAGUUCCCUGGUCGUCAAAAGAUCAUUGUCAGCAGGAAAUGGGGAUUCACCAAGUUUAGCCGAACUGAUUAUGUGCAAUGGAAAUUUGAGAACAGAAUCAUGUCUGAUGGUGUUAACGCUAAGCUUCUUGGAUGUCAUGGACCCCUUGCAAAUCGCCAGCGUGGGAGAGCUUUUCUAGAUGUUGUUGCUUAA
This is a messenger RNA of Lactuca virosa, 348 nucleotides long. NCBI's taxonomy places the organism in Eukaryota, Viridiplantae, Streptophyta, Magnoliopsida, Asterales, Asteraceae. The record is from the annotation of a GenBank genome assembly.